AUGCUUCCACAAAACCUCUGCAGCUUGUAUGAAAAUGUGCAACUUUCCAAGGCGACUGCCAUGCUGCUGGUCCCUGAGAGGCCACCCAUGUCCAAGGCCCAGACCUUCCAGGAGUCACUCAAGGGGCCCGACCCCCUUUGCAGCAUGAGCAGUCAUGUUCACGGCUCCAGAUCCGAGAUGCAAUUUGAGAGACACAUAAUGUACGAGCAGGGCCGCGUGACCGCGUGGUGGCACAUGGUCGCGCGGAACCUGAGAUCUUUCCCAUACUCCUGUUCAACACUCAGAAGAAAAACUUCCACUCUGUGUACCAGCUUUACAAGUAAAUCAUGAAAAGAACAUAUGUUCCCUCCUCUGAUGAACAUGCUGAUUUUUUUCAACCUUUUCAGAGCACCAUUGUUUGCGGAUUUAAAGAAACCAGAGUUAAAGAUUCCUCACGCAGUGAACUUCUACAUUAAAGUUGAACCUAGGGUGAUUCUGGGUAUCUCCAUGGUUCCUAGCUGCCGGGGGGAGGGUGCUAAGGGGAAGGGCCGUAGCUGGUAUGAAGCAGCUCUCCAUGAUGGCAACCCAAUCAUUGUUUAUCUUCAUGGCAGUGCAGAGCACAGGACUACUCCUCAUAGACUUGAGCUAGUAAAGGUGCUGAGUGAUGGUGGUUUUCAUGUCUCGUCUGUUGACUCUAGAGGGUUUGGGGACUCGACGGGUAAGCCCACCGAGGACGGGCUGACUUCAGAUGCUAUUUGUGUCUAUGAGUGGACCAAGGCAAGAAGUGGUACCACCUCCCUGUGUCUCUGGGGCUGCUCUCUGGGAACAGGAGUUGCAACAAAUGCUGCAAAAGUUCUAGAAGAGGAAGGAUUCCCAGUUGAUACUAUUAUCCUGGAAGCUCCAUCUACCAACAUAUGGGUUGCAAGUAUCAAUUAUCCCUUGUUAAAGAUUUACUGUAAACUUCCAGGAUUUUUAAGCAUGCUUAUGGAUGCCCUGAGGAAAGACGAACUAGUCUCCCUCAAUGAUGAAAAUGUUAAAUUCCUGUCUUCUCCCCUUCUUAUCAUACACGGUGAGGAUGACAAAACGGUGCCUUUCGAAUUUGGAAAAAAGCUCUAUGAAAUUUCACACAAUGCAUAUAGGAGCAAAGAGAUGGUGAAGAUGGUGAUCUUUCCUCCUGGCUUCCAACACAACUUCCUUUGUAAAAGCUCCACACUGUUAAAAACCAUGAGAGAUUUCCUGAGCCGGCAGCGGGCAUGA
Molecule: messenger RNA, 1236 nt
Organism: Balaenoptera ricei (Rice's whale)
Lineage: Eukaryota; Metazoa; Chordata; Mammalia; Artiodactyla; Balaenopteridae
Gene: ABHD12B
Product: abhydrolase domain containing 12B
Biological process (GO): phosphatidylserine catabolic process; monoacylglycerol catabolic process
Cellular component (GO): endoplasmic reticulum membrane
Molecular function (GO): phosphatidylcholine lysophospholipase A1 activity; monoacylglycerol lipase activity
Source: RefSeq, a predicted model, not a curated record